GCAUGCGCGGGGACGACAGGGCGCGCGCCCCGGGAGGGGAUGGUGGGAGGGCGGUCCUCGCGUUGCCCCUGGAAACCACCGGGAGCCAGAGCGACCCGGGAGCAAGACGUGAGAAUACAAGAUGGCGGAAGACCUAGACGAGCUCUUGGAUGAGGUGGAGUCCAAGUUUUGCCGACCAGACCCACUGAGACUGGGUACGGUCGAGCGGCCCAGAGGCGGCGGAGGCGGCUUCUUCGGCCACGACCAGAACCGAGCCGAGGCGAAAGAGAAUCUCAGAUCAGCAGAAACAUUUGAAAAAGAAGAUGAUCUUGACAGUCUCAUUAAUGAAAUAUUUGAAGAGCCCCACUUCAACAAAAAACACUUUAAAUUAAAAUCUAAAUCUUCAGGUAACACAUCUGUCAGAGCUUCCAUUCAAGGCCUUGGUAAAAGCUGCAGCCCAGUGUACAUUGGCGGAAGCACUGUUCCGUGUGGGAUUGGGACAAAUACUUCACCAAGAGCAUGUGACCAUCUGCGUUGUACAGCCUGUGAUUUCUGGGUAGAAAGCUACGAUGACUAUAGGUGGGACAAAUCAUGUGAUUACCUGUUUUUCAGGAACAAUAUGCCAGAAUUCCACAAAUUAAAAACAAAGCUGGUAAAGAAGAAAGGAACACGAGCAUACGCCUGCCAGUGCAGCUGGAGAGCUGUUGAAGAACUGACUGACCUUCAGAGCGACCAUCAGCUUCGCUGGGUUUGUGGCAAACACUAAGGAUCCAGACUUCCUACAUUCAGACAGCUGCAUCCAUGAGAGCAGUCUCUGUUCAUCGCCACAGUGUUUAGGUAAAGGUACAUAGUAUCAUGCCCUUGGGAAAAGACAAAGUUUCAUUUAAUGGCUAUACAAAUUUUCAAGGACUAAAUGGACUUGGGAAGAUAAUGUGCUUUAACAUUUUGGAAUUAUUCAUUUUUGAUAUAUGAGCAUUUCACUUAGUAAGGUAACAGGUUAUCCAAAUACUUCUUUGCUAGGCUGUCUCCUGGAGUUUCAUACAGAUAUAUAGCCAUUCACUAGUAAUUGCCAUACUCCUGACUGCUAAUACACUUAGCAUGAGUAUUCCUCAUUAUAGCAGUUAAAGGGGAUAAAGCAGACCUCUGGCCCUCAGAGAGGUCACUGAAAGGGGUAUACAUCACCUGCUCUGGUCAGAUCUGCUGUUAGCAAAAAUAAUAAUUUAGACAUGUCAGAAUCCAUAUAGUCAGUGACUGAUGAAAGGGUUUUCAAGAGUGUGGGUGAAUUGUAGGUGAAAACACUGCCUGUAUCUGAUCUUACUUCACAAACUCAAAGCAAUUCUAUGCACAACAGUCAGUAUAUAUUACCAGUUUUAACUUAUUCUCCUCCUUUUGUUCAUUUAGAUAGCAAAAGGUAUCUAGUUUUGUAUUUUAGCAAAUAUUCAUUUCUAUAUAAAAAAGAUUGUUUUGAUGCACCUAAAACUAAAAGGAAAAAUCCUGAUACAAAUCAUUGCUGGAUUUUCCAAGUAUCUUCUUGCCUUUAAUGCCCUAAAACUCCAUUAAGUAAAGAGAACAGCAAGUAAGAUAUUUUCUCAGGCAGCCUGUUGAUUUCUCUGGUAGGAUCAGGUUGACAUGCUGUUCAUUAGAUAACUACAUGAAAAGAGAAAUAAAGCAUAGCUGAACCAGCAGGUAACCUGUUGGGCUCCUUAAUAUGACUAAGACCUGAGGAAUCCUACAAAGCAGCACAUUUGGAAAAGCGGUUACCUCAAAAUUACCAGCUUCCAGCCUCAUCAGGAGAUUCCAGUUUGCCAGACGCUCUUCACCACAUGUGUCUAUUAUGCAAUUCAGAUAUGUGACACAAGGCUUCCUUAAAGGGAGUAACCAAACACAGUUAUGAUCUGUUUAGUCUUAUACUGAAUCUGUUCCAGCCAUUUUACGCAAGCAAAGAAAGAUCUGGUCGUUAAAAUCCUUUUCCUAACCGUGACACUUUUGCAUAUGUGUAUAAUUUGCUCUAGUAAGUAAGUCUAGUAUUCUGAUAGGAUAACUCUCACUGGCAGAUGCUCACAUUCUUAUAUUAAGGAUAUGUUUACAGAUCUUAUCUUUCAAUAAGUGUUUUAUCCCCUAAAAUUUUAUCAGAAACAUAGGAGGAUCUGGGUUGAAUUGCCUAUUGCAAAAAAUAGCAGAGCACCAAGAUCCACACAUUCAGGACCUCAUGGAAUUUGGCACAUUUAGUCAUAAUGGUGAUUUUUUUUUUUUAAUGAGCAAAUUUACUAAAUUAUGGAUUUGAAUUUUUUGCUUUUAUUAUUUCAUUAUAACUAUUCUAUAACUUAGAUAUAUUGCCCAUGUUUAGCAGUCCGUAACAUAAUAGUUAUAAUAAUUAAUUCCCCAAUGUCAGAAAUGUGUAAAUGAGUUCAUAUUUUUGUUGGCAAUUUACUUUAUAAGCUUUUUAAUAUUGUAUAAUUUUUAAUCUAAAAUGUAGAAAGUAUGUUUAUAUACAAAUGAGUAGACUAGUACCGGUUGUAACUUAUUAGCCAAAACGCAGCUACUUUACUGUCAAUGUAGAAGAGUGUAGCUUGUAAUCAAUUAUAAUUUUUAAAUGGAAAGUCUAUAAAACUUUCAAGAUGUUUUGCCCAUUUGUUUUCAAUAUUUAUAAUAAUUUUCUACUACCUUCAAGUAUCUUAUUUUUUUUAAUUAAAGUUUUAUUGAAACACAGUAUGUAACAAACCCACUUGUUUAUCUAGUUGUAGAGCCCUAGUGCUGGCUCAGUGCUUGGCAGCAUGGGGGCUCGUAGUUUCUGGAUCAGGGAUCAAGCCUGAGUCUCCUGCAUUGCAUGGAUUCUUGACUGCUGGACUACCAGGAAGGUCCCAGCAAGUGUCUGUUUCUUAUCAAGCCAGGUAGCUACUUUAUUUGAACUCUGUUGUACUCGCAUACCUUUAUCUUGCCCAGAAGUAAAUAAAUAAUAAGUAGCUUUACUCUGUAUUUAGGUGUAUUUUUUUUGUUUUAUAAUAAAAUAUUCAUAUGGGGAUUAA
Bubalus bubalis (water buffalo) is the source of this 3005-nucleotide messenger RNA. It is a transcript of the gene CFAP418, whose product is annotated as cilia and flagella associated protein 418. The coding region runs from base 122 to 745 and encodes 207 amino acids. The transcript has 6 exons. NCBI's taxonomy places the organism in Eukaryota, Metazoa, Chordata, Mammalia, Artiodactyla, Bovidae. Gene Ontology annotation, cellular component: cytosol. The record is from RefSeq and is a predicted model, not a curated record.